GCUUAGGAUAAAAUGUUAUGCAAAGAAUAAUGGCGUCUGUGAUAUUUUAGCAGAUGCUUUUGUUUUGUGCACUCCAUGUAACUAGUGCCUUAAAAUCACCCCAAAUGUUUAACAUUUACUACUCCUUAAUUGCUAUCAAUCUAGUCGCUAUUGUCAUAAGGAGUCAAGAAAAUGGAUUUCGAUGCAGAACGGGAUCUGUUGUACCUUUGGAUAACCUGUGCGACUUCACUGAUCAAUGUGAGGAUAGCAGCGAUGAAAGUCAAUGUUCCCUGAAUGAAAAAUGUGAUUUUGAGACAAGUUUUUGUGGUAUGACAGCUGAAGGAUGGAUUAGAACCAGUGGGCUUGGAAAUACAAGUCCAGUUCAUGACCACAGAUUCAAUGACACAGGUCACUUCUUGGCACUUUCUUCUCACACUAAGCCGUCCACUCAAGCUACUCUACAGAGCAUGGAUUUCCUUCCAACUAAUGAUAAGGUGCUUUGCCAGCUGAGAUUUUAUCACUUUGCGGAUGUUGACGGGACGCUCAUGGUAGGACUACGUAUGCAAGAUCAAGAUCAAGUAAAUAACAUCUGGAUACAAAACUCAACGCAUACAAAUGUCUGGAGGCGAGAGGUCAUUUCCAUCAGUAGCACAGAAAGAUUUAAGAUUGUCAUCCAAGGAAGCGUUCUGGGGAACGCCAACAGUCCUGGAGCAAUAGCCAUUGACGAUAUUUCUUUUAGUGAAGGUUGUUUAACUGCAGCUGGACUUUUUUGUGACUUUGAAAGUAACAUGUGCGGCUGGACCUCCAGCUCGUCAGCAGAGUUUACCCCCUGGAUUCAUAAAAAGGAAGAAACAAUUGUGUCUCUAAAUUCAGGAGCUAUAAGUGAUUUCAGCAACAAUGCCAAAGGGUCGUUUAUGUUUUUUGGAGCAGGGAACAACACCUUACAGAACGGUGCUUAUAUGAUCAGCCCGCGGUACUUCAGCACCGGCACAACCUGUCAGUUCCAGUUUCAUUAUGAAAUAGAGGGGAAUAAUCUUCUGAAGCUUCUUCUAUACACAGAAGAGAUGGAAGAAAUACUUUUUGAACACAAUAGUUCAACAGAAAGUCAAUGGAUUAAAGGGGAAGUUUUUAUUCCAGAACAUUCAAAGGGAUUUCAGCUUGCAUUUGAAGGAAGAAUAACCGGCAGCAAAGGGUUCAUUGCUUUGGAUGGUUUCAGAAUCGUUGGCUGCAAAAUAUCCACAAAGCUGCUUAAAUCUCCCAAUGAAUUGUGUCUGAGCGCCCAGUCAGCAUGUGAUUUUGAGCUGGAUUGCGAAGAUGGAAGUGAUGAAGAUCCAGGAUAUUGUAGAAAUUUUAGCAGAUGUGACUUUGAAUCUGGCUUUUGCAACUGGACACCACUCCAAACAGGUGGCCAUAGCUGGAAAGCAACCAGCGGAAGAAAGUCACAGGAUCAACUCCUUCCAAAUGAAGACCACACAACUAAAACAGAAUAUGGAAAUUUUAUUUAUGUUAGUGGACAUUUGGGGCAAGAUAAAAAAUACUCUUCAAGGCUUGGAAGUUCUUUUUUUGUAAAGCCUCUUUGCCAGAUCCAGCUUUGGUACUACCUACAGGAUGCUUCCAGGUUAUCAAUUUUUAAAAGACUUGUUAAUAAGGGGUCUUCGCUACUGCUGCUAAAAGAAAUAACAGGUCCAUCUGAUAACCACUGGAGAAAGGCAACUAUUCAGCUCGACACAGAUUCACUAGAUAUAACGGACCAGGCCCAGAUUAUUAUGGAAGCUUCAAUUUAUUCAGAUAAUUCCACUGUUGCUGUUGAUGAUAUCAGUCUAUCUCCAGAGUGCUUCAUUGCAAAUAACUCGAAUUCAGAUCGGCCAAACGAACCUUUAUCUUUCAAUUGUCCAGCUGGGUAUGUGCCCUGUGGAGAUGGCAACUGUUUGCCUUGGAGAAAAUUUUGUGAUUUCACUCUGGAUUGUUCUAAUGGUGCUGAUGAAUCCUUAUGCUCUGCCAAAUGUGACUUUGAAAGCGAUACAUGUGGCUGGUAUGAAAGAUUCCACGACAAUUCAUUUGACUGGAUACGAGGUUCAAGAAGCACCCUGUCUAGUGAUUACCAGAAGCAAGCCCCUCCACACGAUCAUACGUCAAACAAACCAGAAGGUCAUUUUAUGUUCCUUCGGAAAGAAACAAGCUUGAAUUCACCGGUUGCAGAAUUAAGAAGCCCCAGAUUCAGCCAGGCAGCAUCAGGCUGUACAAUGACCUUCUGGUAUUACAAUUAUGGGCUGUCUGUUGGUACAGCGGAAAUGCAAUUGCACGUUGAUAGCGAGUUAAUGCCUACAGUGUUAUGGAGGACAUACUACGAUCAGGGAAAUCAAUGGUUUAAAGCAUUCAUUCAGCUUGACCGUCUAUCUAAACCCUUCCAGUUAUCAUUGAAUAAAAUGAAUCUAGAAUAUUACAAUGGAGUGUCAGCGAUUGAUGAUAUUACAUUUGAAAACUGUUCUCUCCCUCCUCCGGUGACAAACUGCGAAGGACCUGACCUUUUCUGGUGUAAACACACCAAGGCUUGCAUUAGCCAUUUAUUGGUAUGUGAUCUUAUUGAUGAUUGUGGAGAUGGAUCUGAUGAGGUCAAUUGCUCAUCUGAAUUACAGUGUAAUUUUGAACAUGGGCUUUGUAACUGGGUACAAGAUUUUGAAGAUGAUUUUGACUGGACCAUAAAUCAAGGUUCAACUCCAACACUUGAUACCGGACCCAUGAAAGAUCAUACUUUUGGGACAGCAAAAGGCCAUUACCUUUAUAUUGAGUCUUCGGAGCCUCAAGUACACAAAAAUCAAGCGGUCUUACUGAGUCCAACGAUAGAUGCCACGGUGAACCACGGAAAUAAAACCUGUACUUUCAGAUUGUUCUAUCACAUGUAUGGAAGGCACAUUUAUUCCUUGGCAAUAUACAAGAGGACGAUGAAGAACACUAGGGGCCAAUUAUUGUGGCAAGUAUUUGGGAAUAAAGGAAACAGAUGGCUGAAAAAAAACCUUCAUAUUAAUAGUUCCCAACCAUUUCAGCUAAUGAUCACUGGGAUCAUCGGUGAUGGUUUUACAGGAGAUAUUGCGAUUGAUGAUCUGUCAUUUUUAGGUUGUUCUCUGUAUAAUGGUGUUUUGCCCACCAAGGAACCAAUUUCCGUAGAAACUUCAACCAUGCCAACAUUACCUAACCAUAACUGUACAUCAGAGGAAUUUAUUUGCAGGAAAACUGGAAAGUGCAUACCAGUGGCAAAUGUGUGUAAUUUCAGAGCAGACUGCCCAGAUAACUCUGAUGAAGAGGAAUGUGCAUCUAGCUACUGCAGCUUUGAAAACCAAAGCAUGUGCAAAUGGCUUCAACCCAAACAAGAGCUCUAUCGCAAAGAUACAGCAUUCCAGUGGGAACUUGGACAAGGAAGCAGCAUCCAUCCUGGAGAAGAAAGCCAUCGACCGCUUAAAGACCAUACUUUGUCCUCAGAGGAAGGCUGGUACAUAUAUGCAGAUAGUUCUAAUGGACAAUUUGGUCAUAUCGCUGAGAUCACGACUCCUGUGAUUUCUCAAACUGGACCCAAAUGCAAGCUGGCGUUUUGGAGUUAUAUGAAUGGAGCAACUGUGGGCACUUUAGAAGUUUUAAUUCAAUUUGGCAAUUUAACUUACAAGCUGUGGUCUCAAAGUGGCAGGCAAGGUGCCCAGUGGAAGAGAGCAGAAGUAUUUUUAGGGACGCUAACAAAUUUUCAGAUCGUCCUUCGAGCUUUGCGUGGAGUGAGUUAUGUAGGAGAUGUGACAGUCGAUGACGUUUCCUUUGAAGGCUGUGACCCAAUGCUGAUCCUUGACAAGGAAUGUACAACUGAUGAAUUCAUGUGUUCCAAUAAAUACUGUAUUCCUAAGGACAACUUAUGUGAUUUUGUUAAUGACUGCGCUGACAACUCUGAUGAGAAUCCUUACAUCUGUAGGUUUUUUGGACGUUGCAAUUUUGAGUUUGACCUCUGCGACUGGAAACAGGACGAGAACGAUGACUUCAACUGGAAUCUGGGAUCUGGCAGCACUCCAACUUAUGGCACGGGACCAGCAACCGAUCAUACCUUGCAAAACCCAUCUGGUUAUUAUAUCUUCAUAGAAAGCUCAUUUCCACGGCUACCCAUGCAAAGAGCAACGUUAUCAGGACCAAGGAUCAGCAGAUGGAGCAGAAACUGUAAAAUUAUUUUUUAUUUCCACAUGUAUGGUGAAGGUAUCGGCUCUCUGUCAGUGACUCAGGUGACAGUAAGCAAUCAAGAGCAAAGAUCACUGCUAAACCUUACAGGAGACCAGGGGAAUUUUUGGCAGAGACAGGAAUUAACUCUCUAUGAACUUGGAGAAGACUACUAUGUCACUUUUGAAGGAAGAAUUGGAAGAGACCAGACAGGAGACUUAGCUCUGGAUGAUAUCGUGUUUUCUAAUGAGUGUCUGCCUUCAUCUACCUGGUCCCUGGAGUCUUUACAGAAGUCAGAAAUAAAAGAAAGUUGCCCGCAAGGGUUUUUGCAAUGCAGUAAUAAAAGGUGUUACCAACCUGAGCAAACGUGUGAUUUUGUGGAUGAUUGUGGUGAUUAUACAGAUGAAAGUGACUGCGGGACCUCCUGCACCUUUGAAAAAGACAUGUGUGGAUGGCAGAACUCACAGGCUGACAACUUCAACUGGAUUUUUGGAAGGCAUUCUUCUCAAGCUCUGAGUCCUCCAACAGACCACACUCUAGGAACAGAGAUAGGCCACUUUGUGUGUCUUGAAACUUCUUUGGUUGCAUUAAAGGGUGAGAAAGCCCAUAUAAAAAGUUCCAGGUGGAAAGAGUCAAGCGUGGACUGUACACUGAGCUUCUGGUACUACAGGUCAUCAAAAGCUACGGGGACAAUACAGAUUCUAAUCAAGACAGAUACUAACCUUUCAAAAAUUUGGGAAUCUGAAAAACAAGAUGGGAAAUGGAACAAAGCAAAUGUUUACCUUGGCAAACGGAGACAUUUCGAGGUCAUUUUUGAAGGCAUUUUUACGAGAGAUUUUGGGGGAGGAGCAGCUAUAGAUGACAUUGAAUAUAUAAACUGUUCAACACUUGGAGAGCUAUCUGGGAAAUGUCCAGCAGAUACUGAUUUUGUCUGCAAAAACAAGAAGUGCAUUGAAUCCCACCUUGUCUGUGACUACAAACCAGACUGUGAAGAUUUAUCAGAUGAGACAGACUGCAGCAAAUACAACAAUAUAUCUGGCAGCUGCAACUUUGAACACCUUGAUGGAAGCGGCAACUUUAUCUGUGAUUUGACACAAGAUCAAAAUGACCAGUUUGACUGGACCAUAAGAAGGAAGAGUGGUGGUAUUAAUUCAGACCACACACCAGGUAGCGGAAGACAUUUUCUGUAUGCCAAUUCUUCAAUGCAGAAACAAGGAGACACUGCAAGGAUAUUGACAAGUAACCUUUUCCCCGUUACUCAGGAAGAUUGUAGAGUGAGGUUUUGGUAUUAUAUAUAUGGAUCACAACAAUCGGGAAAACUGAUGGUGUACAUAACUACCAGUUAUGGACUGAAUAUUCUGUUGUGGUCGGCGACUAGGAGCACAGAAGGGAGGUGGAUGUAUGCCAGUGUAAUCCUUUCAAGCAGCAGUCCUUUCAGAGUGGCAUUUGAAGCACAAGUAGGAGGGGACCCGAUUGCAGACAUUGCUGUGGAUGACAUAUCAUUUACAUUACAGUGUUCUUUUGGGGGAUCAAUAACACCGCAGCCUACAUGUCUGCCUAACGUGUUUACCUGUGUCUAUGAAAAGGAAUGUGUUCCUCUGUCUGCAAAAUGUAAUGGAAUAGAAGACUGCAUGGACGGAAGCGAUGAAAUCAAUUGCCCCACUCUGGUUCCUAGCACGGAAACUUCAACAAAAUGCAUGGAAACAGAAAUUCAGUGUGGUGAUAAAACCUGCAUCCCGUCUGCGAUGUGGUGUGAUGGAGUGCCAGACUGCCUGUUGGGAGAAGAUGAAGAUAAAUGCAGUACUAUGGCUUGCCUGGAAGGCGCCUUACUAUGUGUUUCCACUAAUACGUGCAUUCCUGUAGAACAGCGCUGUGAUGGCACAGCCGACUGCAGCCCGUUCAGUAUUGAUGAGUCUAGCUGUUCAGUUUGUCCUGAGGGAUAUUGCAAAAAUGGAGGAAAAUGUGUCAUAGAACAUGAUGUCCCUUUAUGCAAAUGUCCAAAAAAAUGGAAAGGAAACCGCUGCCACCUAAGUUCUACUCAGUCUCCUCCUUUAAUAACAGAAGACAAUGUGAAUGGCGUAUGGGUUGGUCUAAGCGCUGGACUAGUUUGUUUCUUAACUGUACUCACGGUUGCAAUCGUAUGCAUCUUCUAUAAAAGGCAAAGGAAUAAAGGAAGCAUUCAAGAAGGGUUUUCCAAUCCAGUUUAUGGAGAAACUUGCCAAACCGUACCAAAAGAGGAGGCUGACAGUAAUCUUGAUUAUAACGUCCAAAUCAGUGUUUUUCCAUGGAACGCAUUUCAACGGCACCUCAAGAAAGAGCAAAAGCCUUGUGUAUUUUCCAAUCCACUAUACGGCAAGAAAGAAGAAAGCAUUUAGUUUAGAUGUCAAAUCAUUUUGUGUAAAACCAGCAAAAUAAAAAUUACAAUAUAA
Messenger RNA from Spea bombifrons (plains spadefoot toad), 6596 nucleotides. RefSeq names its product MAM and LDL receptor class A domain containing 1 (gene MALRD1). The record is from RefSeq and is a predicted model, not a curated record. The transcript has 41 exons. The coding region runs from base 54 to 6542 and encodes 2162 amino acids. Gene Ontology annotation, molecular function: protein binding. NCBI's taxonomy places the organism in Eukaryota, Metazoa, Chordata, Amphibia, Anura, Pelobatidae. Gene Ontology annotation, cellular component: membrane.